ACUGAAAGAUUUUGCGCGAGCCUACGUCACACGUGUGACGUCAUACGCCGAAGGGCGGAGCUUGGCACACGAGAGACCCCAACUGCGCAUGCGUGGUGCAAAAUUUUGCAAUAGGAUGCGCUGCCCGAACAGGGCUCCGGGUGCUAUUGCAAGAUAAACGCAAGGAUAAACGUAAAUUUGGUCUUUUAUUGUGAUGUAAUGAUCAAAAUUUGAAGGUAGCUUUGUAUCAUCGCAAGGAAUUGAAGCUGUUCUUGCUUUUGCAGUGAGGUUUCAGUUGGCUUAUGGAAAACGUCCAGUUACGGCUGAUAAACUUCAGGUCAACUUUCAUCAUUUUCCAUUUUAUAUUUGGCUACAGCAUCAAUUAGAUUAUUGUUCUACAAGGUACUUGAAACUGCCCGAAAAGUCGCUGUAAGGUCCUGAGUAUCAAAAUAAAAGGAGCGAAAGCACAUUGCUGCUUGCCACGGACGUUCAAGUUGAGCUGCGUAUUUGAGUUUUCGUGAAAGCUCUCUGCCGCCAAGAUGUCGGUGCUCUCCCCGGUAAUUGACUGGUGGACCCCGGACGCCUCCUAUGUCACCGCCCUGCUGGUCACGGCCGGCGCCGGGCCGGUGUUCCGCGGACUCGGCUCCGAGACGGCCCGCCGCUGGUUCGGUCUCUCCAUGGGCCUCCUGCUGCUGGCCUGCACCUGCGGGAAGGGAGCCGUCCACCCGCUGGCGGCGGCGGUCGGCAAUGUGGCCAUACUGAAACUGGUCAGCGCCAGACACGUCCACGCAGUGAGCUUCGCGUUCUGUUUCGCCUACCUGGCGCUGGUGCGGCUGCUGGAUGCCUUCGUCCACGACGUGUCUCCGCUCAUCAACGUCAUACAGAUGCUGCUCAGCCUCAAGUUGGUCGGCCUGGCGUUCGAGGUCCACAACAGCUGGAGGCUCCGUCAGAAGACUGCCACCCCUACCACCCCCUCCCCCACGGAGCCCAGCGGCGGUGAGGGGGACGCUCGGGACACCUCGGCUCGGGACAGGGCCGAGCUGGCCGUCACUGAGGUGACGGUGCCGACAGCCGCCGAGCAGCUCCAGUACGCCUUCUUCUAUGUCGGCAUGCUGACUGGUCCGUACUACACGUACGUCACGUUCCGUCACUGCAUGGAGGGCACGUUUUGGCCGUGGGCCGACUGCGGCUGGGCGCCCGUGCUCCGCCGGGCCCGAUUCCUGCCACUCUACAUAGUACUGUUCCUGUUCCUGGGCUGGAUGUGGCCCAUCGCGGACGCGUCUCGCGCCUCGUCCUGGCUGUACGGCGUGUGGUUCAUCUACCCGGUGUUCACCCACUUCCGGAUGCGGAUGUACUUUGGGUUCAUCCUGUCGGAGGUGGCGUGCAUUACCCACGGCCUGGGCGCCUACCCGGCCGGCAGCCUGCCGCGGCCCGGCAAAGGACCCACCGACUACGGCAGACUGGUACAGAUCAUGGAUGACAAGAAAGAGCUGGCUACCGCCGAGUACGACUUCGAGACUGUACACAACAUCCGCGAGGGGCGCGUCGAGCUGGACGUGACGAUGACGUCGGUGCUCAAACAAUGGAACACGACGGUACAGUACUGGCUGUACUACACCGUCUACCGGAGCACGCCGGGCACCAAGGUGUUCAGGGCGUCGGUGACGAUGCUGGUGUCGGCGUUCUGGCACGGUAUCCACUCGGGCUACUACCUCUCCCUCCUGACCUGCCCACUCUAUAUGGUGGUGGAGGACCUCUGGGAGCGGCGACUCAGGAGGAGACUGCCAGAGUCGCGUCUGUGGCUGUACGACUGCGUCACCUGGUUCCUUCGGGUCAGCAUGUUCAGCUACCUCUGCAUGGGCUUCCUACUGCUGCGUGCCGACACCACGCUGGCCUACUGGCGCUCCGUGUACUUUGUCGGACACACGGCGGCGGCAGCGCUGUACGCGCUGGGCCUGGUGGUGCUGCCGCGGCCGCCCCGGCCGCCCAAACCCGAGUGAGACGCGGGAGGGAUGGAGAGAGAGAAUAUGUUUGGAGAAUAUCGGAAAAGUGAUGGUAAUGAGACACGGAAUAUGAGGGGAUGGGGGCUGCAAAAGGGGAACAUUUGAUUGCAGUGAGUAAUGGAAGAACAAGGAAAGGGAACAUCUCAGAAGAGAUGGGGUAGGAGGCGUGCAUGCACGGGAAAGGAGUGGUGAAGAGGUAGAAAUGGAGAGUUGAUGUAGAAUGGAGGGGGAGGUGGGAAACUACGUACUGCCAAUCAUCAGGUCAAGGACUGGUGUCGGGAAUGAACUGGGUGGAAAUAUGAAGUGGAAUGGCCAAGAUAGGUCGAUCACAUUGACUCGAGAUGACUGACUAAAGCAGUUGAAGGAAACCGCGGACGGAAAGUUGAUUGAACUAACCAAGCUGAGAAACACAAACGGUUGCUAACAGCUAGGUGCUGACUUCUGUAGCUAUGGGGUAUGAUGUAAGGCCUCGACCGGUGCAUAUGCAGUUACAAGUUAUCCCAACACUGUCUAGUUUGCCGGCACUGGUUGUUGUUUAGCCAACCACUAACCGUAGCCUGACUAUAAUAGUUCACAGGGAUGUUGCGUUUACAUUAACCUUCCUCGGGUGGCUCUGUAACUGACAAGCUGUUCACAGGCCGUCGUAUACGCUGACCGUCUCGGAUGGCUCUUAAACAGCUAUAGUUCACAGGAUUGCUGCGUAUACGUUAACCCUCUCGGGUGGCUCUCCGUAACUGCCUAGGUGAUACUCUGGACCACACUCGGGCUUUCCGAGCCGACUUCUGACCACAGAACUCGUAACUUCCGAGCGAACCGUCUCGCGACCGCCGCGUCUGUCGCUUUCUGCGGUGGCGAGGUUUUGUCGCCUGUCUUGUGGCGCUUUGUCGCCUGUCUUGUGGCGCUGCUUGGCGCAAAGUUUCAGCCAGUUGCCGCUAGGGGAGCCAUCGUCGCCGAGGCGAGCGUUUGUGUGUGGUCCCAGGCACACGAGACCGGACUAUGGAUGUUCGCAGUAAGAAUAGAGACCCACCAGGGGAAUUGGUUAGUGGUUUAGAUGGACCCGUGUUAACCUAUGGCAUAAUGCGGCGAAACUAACCGUUGCUGGGUGUUCGCUAAUAUUCAGAGUUUGCAGUUAGCACUGUGCUGGCUACCAGUGUUGGAUACGUCCAGUGCUAACAGCCGAUAUGACCUGUAUCAGGAUUAGAUCAGUCUGCCUGGGGACAGUGGUAGACUACAGACUAACCUCUCGCUGAAAAGCGCGGGGCGAUUCACUAAGCCAGUAGAGGGGCGGUCUCACGUAUUCAAUGUAAGAUCGUACACUUCCCGGGCGCGUACAUGGGGUGCGGGUGCGGCGUUCCGUCCGAUUUUCACGCGCCGCGCGCACCCAGCUCCUGUUCAGGUUAGCCGCGUGCGCCCUCUUUUCGGUGUUGGUGUUCGUGUUGUCUGUAUUUGUGAAUACCGUAGGUGGUUAACUGGGGGAGCUGGCUGGGCAUUAGGGAAGAUAGUGGGUGUAAGGACGGACUGGGGGUAGUAGGCGGCGUGGUGGUGACGGUAAUUGGACAGGGUAUGACAGGGACCCACGACUUCACUAAAGUCGCGAUGACGACAGCUCGGGAGGAGUUGACAUUGGGUCGAGAUGGUCUCAUGAAGAGCGGAGAGUGUGACAAGGGUCUCGUAAUGGGCUGAUUUUGGGACAAUGGUCUCCAAAGGGCCCGAAAUAGGGAAGAGGGUCUUCUAGGUAGAGAGCUGAGAUAGGCAAGAAGGUCUCCUAUAGAGGGCUGGAUGAUGGCUGUUGUUGGCUGUACUUCUCACAAUCCAUUACAAUAGACAUCAGACUUUUUGUGUCAGUCGAGUCGGUUUUCUGGGUGAUAUUCCAGGUGGACGAGGUUUUUACUUUCAUUGCUGGCAUUACAGAUAAUCCCAAUAUUAUUGUUAUAUGCCCUAAUUGCUUUCAUACCUGAAAACAAAGGUAGUUUAAUGACAAAAUUGUCGCCGUUUGGGGAUAUAGUAGAAAUGAAGCACAGGGACUGAUCAUUAUUUUGGGUUGUGAGACACUUGCCCCGGGGGAUGGUCGUCCCAUUUCAUGGUAGCUCACCUGAAUCAUAAUCUUGCCAAUGCAAUAUGCAAAGCCUUUACACCGUCUGAAUGUAUAGUCCCGGUCCUGGGAGGUCGCUGCUGUGUAGCCCCGGGGCAAUGACCUGACCUGGGGUUCGGGGCGGACGGGCGGGCCGCGCACUGGGGUGGCUCCAUAGUCGGUCAGUGGUCGUUCUGUUACGUGUCUGUGCCAAGUUAACUUAACUCCGUAGAUUGGGAGGGCGAGGAUCGGCUGCGAUCGCACUGCUCUUCGUUACCAUAGCAACGCUACCGUGUGCUACCAGUGUUGUUGCUAUAGCAACUGCGCCAGCGAGUCAGGGCGUGCACGUAAAUUCUCUGAAGUUAUGUGGUGAGCGGUGGGGACGGUCUACUGGCAUGCUAACCCCUCAUCAGCAUUGGUCGUCACGUAAGCCGUGCCAGGGUGCUCUGUGCGGUCCUGCCGGUUAUUUUGUGAGACUGCUGCUGGGUGUUGCCGGGCAGAGGUAGGGCCUGCUCGUGACAGGGAAGGACCGGCAAAGGGAACGUCGUGACGCUGCGUUAUUCGGUGUGCAAUAUAUGUUCGUUUGCA
Molecule: messenger RNA, 4641 nt
Organism: Amphibalanus amphitrite
Lineage: Eukaryota; Metazoa; Arthropoda; Thecostraca; Balanomorpha; Balanidae
Gene: frj
Product: lysophospholipid acyltransferase 7-like
Exons: 9
Coding region: 519-1979 (486 amino acids)
Biological process (GO): phosphatidylinositol biosynthetic process; lipid modification
Cellular component (GO): mitochondria-associated endoplasmic reticulum membrane contact site; membrane
Molecular function (GO): lysophospholipid acyltransferase activity
Source: RefSeq, a predicted model, not a curated record